GUCUGUUUUUGCACGCAAAGGUCAGAUAUGAACGGCUUUGCAUCUCAAGGAUGAGACGGGCAGUGCGAGAGAGCUUUGAAUGCCAAUCGCCAACCACUCACAAAUAUGCUAUCUUUCAAUUAACUAUCUCCUCAAGCAAUGCAAAACCAACCUUCAACUCCACCAAGUCCAUGCCCACGCUGUCACUUAUGGCCUCCUCUCUCUUAGCAGUUCUCAAAUUUUAACCAAAAUCCUCUACGCUCUCACCAAGGCAAUUACCCCCAAAUCAUCAUCGUCUCUGUUGCACUAUGCAGUCUCCGUAUUCAAUGCUAUUCCAAACCCCUCUCCCUUUUGCUACAAUCUUGUCAUUAGGAUCCACACCCUCCAUUCCUCUCCUUUCCUCGCCCUCCAUUUCUUUCGACAAAUGCGCCGUUUCUCUGUACCUCCUGACUUCCACUCCUUCCCUUUUGCCCUCAAAGCUUGCACACAGCUUCGCUUUCUUUCGUUGGCCCAAUCGCUACAUUCUCAAGUUCUGAGAUUUGGGUUUGUCUCAGAUUUGUACGUGAUGAAUUCUCUCAUUCAUGUGUAUUCGGUAUCUAAUCGCUUAAAUUAUGCUUAUCAGGUGUUUGAGGAAAGUUCUCAUCAAGAUGUGGUCUCUUACAAUGCGUUGAUUGACGGGUUCGUUAAAGUCGGUGACAUUGAAAAGGCACGGGAAAUUUUUGAUCGGAUGUCUGUGCGAGAUUCUGUGUCUUGGGGUACUCUUAUGGCAGGGUAUGCCCAGGGAAGAUAUUGCAAGGAGGCAAUUGAAUUAUUUGAUCUUAUGAUGGAUUUAAAGCUUGGACCUGAUAAUAUUGCAUUGGUGUCUGCUCUUUCUGCUUGUGCACAACUAGGUGAACUGGAAAAAGGGACGCAGGUUCGCAAUUAUAUUGAAAAGAAUAAUAUACCGAUUGAUUCUUUUUUAUCAACGGGGUUGGUUGAUCUUUAUGCGAAGUGUGGGUGCAUUGGCACUGCUCUAAAGAUUUUUGAAUUGAGCCCUGAUAAAAGUUUGAUUACAUGGAACGCGAUGCUAGUCGGCAUUGCAAUGCACGGUCUUGGUGAGUUAUUGCUAAAUUACUUCUCAAGAAUGAUGGAGGCUGGGGUUAAACCUGACGGAGUUAGCUUUUUAGGAGUUUUAGUAGGAUGUAGCCAUGGGGGCCUGGUAGAUGAGGCCAGGAAGAUUUUCCAUGAGAUGGAAUCUUUUUAUGGUGUCCGUCGAGAGCCCAAACACUAUGGGUGCAUGGCUGAUUUGCUAGGCCGGGCUGGGUUGAUCAAAGAAGCAAUAGAAAUGAUAAAAAACUUGCCUACGGGUGGUGAUAUGUCUGCGUGGAGUGGUUUGCUAGGAGGGUGUAGGAUACAUGGGAAUGUUGAAAUUGCAGAGAUGGCAGCAAAGCAGGUGAUGGAGUUAAAACCUGAAGAUGGUGGGGUUUAUUCAAUCUUGGCUAAUGUUUAUGCCAAUGCAGAUCGAUGGGAAGAUGUGGUGAAGAUUAGGAGUUUGAUGAGUGGCAAUAGUAUUGUAAAGAAGAAUACUGGUUGUAGCUUAAUUCAGUUGGAUGGGAUUGUACAUGAGUUUCUUGCAGGAGAUAGUUUGCAUGCACAAAGAGAUGAGAUAAAUAAGGUUUUAGAUGGAAUUAGGGAACAUCAAUUUGAAGUGUGGUAGUAAUAGGCCUGAACUUUCAGCAUAUAAAUGCUAGUUUGCGUUCUCUGUAUUAUUUAUGAGUUUUUAGGGGAAGUGGAUGGUGGGGGAGAUGACUGCUAGCCAGUUGCGCUAGAAUUCUUGGAUGAGGACAAAGAACAAAAGUGUGAAAAUUGGAUUAUGUAAGGACAAAUAUUUAUAUACGUCCACCGAUAUGCAAAUUCCCUUUGAACAAUCGUUUGGUUUAAGCAGGAGAUUCAUAGUGAAAUUGCAGUUGCAAACUUCAAAAUUUGUACCUCACAUAGUGAAAGGCCAACCAUUGUCCUUAAGGCGAGAGUUACAGCUAAUGGGAAAUGUGGCCUUUUUGGAGCUUCCUAGCAGAAACUUUUGUGAGGGAAUCCGGAAUCCCAACAUAUAUCUACGUGCAGCAUUUUGAAGAUGCCAUUCUUAAAUUUGUUUCGGUGUAUAGAACCCUAAUUAAGAAAACAGAAGACGAGCAUGACUUGCCACUUCUUCGAUGUUUGAUGCUGUGCACUCGAAUUACAAGAAGCAUUCCUUGGGCUUCUACACUGCUUAUUACGUAAUUCCAGAACCUCUCCUGAUCGCCACCUUCUAUAAAUUCCGAGAACGUAGCUGAAGACGACUGCUUGUUGAGCAAAGCCUCUCUCUUUCCGAGUUUCUUUGAUGUAAAGUUGCCACCCUAGACAAUGGCAUCUUUCAUCUAUCCUGAUCAUGGCUUCAGAUUUGGGAAUACUUAUCCCAUGUAUAAAUGGUUGCAUUGUACCAUUUUGACGUGUAAGACAAUCUAAUUAUUUAUAUAUAAGUUGUAUUAAAAACAAUUGAUUUAAAA
This is a messenger RNA of Hevea brasiliensis (rubber tree), 2501 nucleotides long. RefSeq names its product pentatricopeptide repeat-containing protein At5g61800. Gene Ontology annotation, biological process: RNA modification. Gene Ontology annotation, molecular function: protein binding; RNA binding. The transcript has a single exon. The record is from RefSeq and is a predicted model, not a curated record. Lineage: Eukaryota; Viridiplantae; Streptophyta; Magnoliopsida; Malpighiales; Euphorbiaceae. The coding region runs from base 80 to 1675 and encodes 531 amino acids.